UCUCUUAAGUAUUAAAAGCAACUAAAUGUGAGUUGUUUGGAGAGAUGUUAGUUUGAAGAUGUAAAGUGAAGGACCUGAACCCUCCUGGUGUCUGUUAGUAAAAAAAGAAAUCUUUUCUGGACGUCAGCAGAAUGGAUAAGUCGGACAGUCCUGCAACCCGGCGUCGAAAGGCCAAGUUGAUGUUUGGCCUAAAGAAGAAGAAGAAGAAGAAAGUCAACACAGACCUGGUCCUGGCACACAAGGGAGCCGUGGACAGUGAGGUCGAGGUGCCCCCUGAAGAGUCUCUGCUGCUGGAGGGAGAAAACACUGAGGAACCAGGAAGCUCUGAAGUCAAAACCAGAAUAAGACCAAACUAUAAGAGGGCCAAACUGAAAACUUGCAUCCAGAAAAGUGAAGGGAAACCACAGAGCUUUCAGAUUGCCAUCAACAUCACCGAAGGCAGGCAGCUGGUGGGAGAAAACAUCGACCCCAGUGUGGUGAUUGAGAUCGGUGAUGAAAAGAAACAGACUUCUGUCAAAGAAGGGACCAAUGCUCCCUUUUACAAUGAGUAUUUCGUGUUUGACUUCUUUGCACACAAAGAGAUAUUCUUCGACAAAGUCAUCAAGCUGACAGUGAUGCACUCCAAAAUGCUGAGGAGUUUCUGUGUUGGGUCCUUUAAGCUGGAUGUGUGGACAGUCUACAAACAGCCAGGUCACCAGUUCAUCAAUAAAUGGGCAAUGCUGACCAAUCCUGGUGACAUCAGCACUGGAGUCAAAGGUUAUGUGAAGUGUGAUAUCAGCGUCUCGGCGAAGGGAGACGCCAUGCAGCCAGGACAAAAAGCGCAUGAUGCCGAAGAGCAGAUAGACAAGAACCUGCUGAUACCAGAGGGUUUUCCCUCCGAGCGACCCUGGGCUCGUUUCUAUGUGAAGGUGUAUCGAGCUGAAGGCCUUCCCCGAAAUAACUCCAGCAUCAUGGCCAAUGUCACCAAGGCCUUCAUCGGAGACAACACAGCACUCAUAGACCCAUAUGUAGUGGUCAGCUUCUUCAAAAAUAUGGGUCGCACAUCCACUCAGAGGUCCACAGCAGACCCGGUGUGGAACGAGCAGAUCGUCUUCACAGAGAUGUUUCCCCCUCUGUGUCAGAGGCUGAAGAUCCAGGUCUGGGAUGAAGGAAGCAUGAGUGAUGUUGCCAUAGGAACCCAUUAUUUUGACUUGAGGCGCAUCUCCAAUGAACAGGACGGCGACAAAGGAUUUUUACCAACCUUUGGUCCUGCUUGGAUUAAUCUGUAUGGCUCUAACCGAAACUAUUCAAUUGGUGACGACACAGCAGAGCUUAAUGAGGGCAUCGGAGAGGGUGUGUCCUACAGGGGUCGAGUCUACAUGGAGCUGACAGUGGAGAUCCUAUCAGGAGGGAUGGGUUCGGAGUCCAAACUCAGCAGGAUGGCGAAACCACUGAAGGACAUUAAAGCAGGAAAAGGCGGAGGAAAGGAUGGGAAGACGCCUGCAGGAGGAGGAGCAGGAGCAGCAGCAGGAGGAGCUGCUGAUGAUGACAAAGGAAAAGCCGUGGCAGCGGAGGUCCUGCCUGUGGAGGCUCCUUCUGUGCCGAAUCCAGACAACAACGAGAGCUUUCUGCUGUUUGGGGCGUUGUUCGAAGCCACCAUGAUUGACAGGAAAAUUGGAGACAAGCCCAUCAUCUUUGAGUUCUCCAUGGGUAACUACGGUAACACCUUGGAGUCUGUAGGCCAGCCCAGCGCCCCAGUCCCCAGUCCUCAUGUCAGGAGGCGAAAAGCGCUGGACAUCCCAGAAAGCGUUGACUUGUUUGUCCCCUCUUCUCCCCGCACGUCACCCACCUCCCCAUCCUCCCCCCUCCUGCCCAGAGAGUCUACGGAGAGAGAGUUUCCCUCCAUCCCCUCGACCUCUAAGUCCACCACGCCUCCGCUGAGACCGGUCAUCGUCGAAGGAAACAAGUACUUCAUGUAUCUACCCCUGCAGAAGCAGAAGCCGUGUAUCAAUGUUCUGAGUCACUGGGAGAACAGGACCUACCGACUGUACAACUCUAACAUGCUGGAAGAUAUUGCUCAUCUGUUUGAGGAGGGUGUGGCCAGUGCAGCGGAGCUACACAGGAAGUCAGAUCCAAGUGCAGCCAAAGUGCUCAAAACCACCCUGAAAGAAUUCUGUAUGGACGCCAGGAGUUUCAUCACAGCAGCAGACGCCAAGCUGAAAGCGGAGCUGAAGUCAAACUACCUGACGCAGCUGGACAGGAAGCGCCUCACCAUGUGUAAACAGGAACUGGAGAGUAUGAUAGGAGAAGCCCAGUCCUUAGGAAAGAGGAAGAGAAAAACUGGUGGUGUCAAAGAAAUGCUGCAGGAGGCAACAAAACUCACACAAAAACUGCGCUUCCUUGUGGAGGAGCCGCAGCACACAGUGCCUGACGUCUUUGUAUGGUUGCUGAGCAACAACAAGCGCAUUGCAUACGCUCGGGUCCGAGCCAGAGACGUGCUGUUCUCCAGCAGCCAGGAGGCCCGAGGGAUCCACUGUGGCAAAAUUUUAACACUGUUUCUAAAGCCUCCAGGGAAGCGGGGUGCAGGCUUGUCAGUCCAAGCAAAGGUGGAUGUGUAUCUCUGGUAUGGAACCUGUUUGGACUCCAUCUACAUGCUGGAUGACCUACCUGCAGGGUUUAGUCCAGCCAUAGGGGGCGCUGAUGCCAGCUGCCCUCCAACAGCACUGCUCUGCACAGAGCAGCAUCAGUUCCAGUUGAGGUGUCACAUGUAUCAGGCUCGUGGUCUCAUUGCUGCAGACACCUCUGGCCUGUCAGACCCUUUUGCUCGGGUCACCUAUCUGUCAAACAGCCAAACCACCAAUAUUAUAAGUCAGACUCUCAGUCCAACAUGGAAUCAAUGUUUGCCAAUGAGCCGCCUGAUGGUGACUGGAGAUCUGCUGUACAUCCAGGAGGAGCCACCACGUAUUCUCAUCGAGGUGUACGACGACGACACACUGGGUAAAGCGGAGUAUCUGGGAACCACAGUUGCAGUGCCAGAAGUCCGGUUGUCCUCUGACCCCUACACACCUCCAACUCUGCAGUACAGUCCGCUGCACUGUGGCAGCCAGUCAGGGGGAGACCUGCUGGCUGCAUUUGAACUGCUGGAGAUCCCAGAGUCCGGAGAGCAGAGUCUGCCGGCAUUAGAGGAGCGAGAAGGAGGCAUCUAUGCGGUUCCUGCCAACAUUAGACCUGUCCUCAGCACCUACAGACUUGAGGUGUUAUUCUGGGGUCUGAGGGAGCUGAAGAAGGUUCAGUUCCUGUCUGUUGAUCGACCACAGGUUUUCAUAGAGUGUGCAGGUAAAACGCUGCGUUCCUCCGUCAUUCAGAAGUACAAGUCCAACCCAAACUUCACCAUGCUGGUUGAUAUCAUGGAGCUGGAGUUACCAGAGAACGAACUUCUCCAUCCUCCUCUCAGCAUCACUGUCGUGGACUGGCGGGCUUUUGGUCGCAGCACUUUGGUUGGAAACCAUAUUAUCAACAACCUCAAGGCCUUCAAAUACACCCCACCCCCAGCCCCGCCUGCUCCUGUACAGAUACACGAACCACCCACGGUCACAUUAACCACUAGACCCGCUGCGACACCAGAGCCACAAAGCGCUGAGGGACCGUCCCAGGAAGCUGCAGAAACAAGCUCAACUACAGGACUGACAAAUCAGGAUUUCCUGAUCACUGUGGAGGAAGAACCGCCACCUGCACCUGCACCUCCACCUCCGCCUUCACCUCCGCCUCCACCUCCAGCCCCGCCCAGCCCUAAGCCAGAAUCCAGGAAGAAAAGGAUGAAGGACAGCAGCGCAAAGAGCACACGUGGUCGCUCCACCAAGCGGAGGAGACGGACCAUCGCUGACGAAUCAGCAGAGUGUGUCAUCGACUGGUGGUCCAAAUACUACGCAUCUGUAGAGAAACAGGCCAAACAGAAGGACGGCUCUCCAUUCCCCCAGAUCUUUGAAAAAGAAGCUUCGCCGUACCAGGGCUUGCUCAGCGAUGGAAUAGACUCCUUGGUCGGCAGUUUCUCAGAUGGAGACAAAAAGAGGAAGACACAGAAAGGAAGAGGAACUCUGGAGCCGAGCCUCGGGCUGCCUACGAAACUGGCCACACUCAAGCUGUUCAACAAGGAGCUGGAGGCAGAGUUUGGGCCUUUUGAUGACUGGGUGAACACAUACGAGCUGUUCAGAGGGAAAGCCAAUGAGGAAGAAGGGGCAACUGAGGAGAGAUUUGUUGGCAAAUUUAAGGGGAAAUUCUGCCUUUACAAACUGAUUGACGAUGAACCGGAGGACUGGGACGAAGCCACGGACACCGGAGACUUCAGAGUCAGCAGAGGAAUCCCUUCAAACAACCCGGUCCAAGUCCUCAUACGGGUUUACGUCGUCUCCGCAUCUAACCUGCACCCAGCUGAUCCCGAUGGGAAGGCCGACCCUUACAUCGUUAUUCGGCUCGGCAAAAAUGAAAUCAAAGACAGAGACAACUACAUCCCUAAACAGCUGAAUCCUGUGUUUGGAAGGUCUUUUGAGAUUCAUGCAAAGUUUCCUCAGGAGUCUCUGCUGACGGUGGUGAUCUAUGACCAUGACAUGGUGGGAGGGGACGACCUGAUAGGAGAGACUCGAAUCGACCUGGAGAACAGAUUCUACAGCCGACACAGAGCCACCUGUGGACUCCCCACCGAGUACAGCAUAGACGGUUAUAACGCCUGGAGAGACUGUCUGAAGCCGUCCGAGCUGCUGACUAAGCUGUGCAGAGAGAACGAUCUGAGCGAUCCCCAGUUCAGACCUGGACGCAUCACUGUGGCUGGCAAAGUUUUCACUGGCAAGACGCUCUUCAUACAUGAAGAUGAGCCACUGGAGUCCUAUGAGCACCUGUCCCUGAAGAUCCUGCACCGCUGGGCAGAGAUCCCAGUGGUGGGAUGCAAACUGGUACCAGAACACAUUGAGACCAGAACUCUGUUCAACAAGGCUCGGCCGGGCAUGGACCAGGUAUUUGUUUUAACACUGUCUGCCAGAGUACACUGUUCUCCGAGUGCAAUACCUGAUAAGAUCAAAACAUUUUUACAAACUUUACUCUCAGACAACAGAAAGUAUGAGCUGCGUAUGAUCAUCUGGAACACAGAGGAUGUGAUUCUGGAGGACACCAGCUUUCUGACCGGUCAACAGUCCAGUGAUAUCUAUGUCAAAGGCUGGUUGAAAGGUUUAGAGGACGACAGACAGGAGACAGACGUCCACCACAACUCUCUGACUGGUGAAGGAAACUUCAACUGGCGCUUUGUCUUCCCCUUCCACUACCUGCCUGCUGAGAAGGUUGUAGUGGUGAGGAAGAAAGAGCAUAUUUUCUCUCUGGAGAAAACGGAGCAGAAGAUUCCUGCCAUCCUCAUUUUGCAGGUCUGGGACUUCGAGACGCUCUCCUCUGAUGAUUUCUUAGGCACUCUGGAGUUAAACCUCCAUGGUUUCCCUCGGGGGGCAAAGACAGCAAAGUCAUGUAAGACGGAAAUGCUGACGGAUGGCACAGAGAGGAUCUCCAUCUUCCAGCAGAAGAGAGCAAGAGGCUGGUGGCCCUUUAGCAAGUCUGGAGAGCUGACGGGGAAGGUGGAGGCAGAGUUCCAUCUUGUGACGGCUGAAGAGGCGGAGAAAAAUCCUGUUGGCAAAGCCAGGAAGGAGCCAGAACCACUGCCAAAACCAAAUCGUCCAGAUACCUCCUUCUCUUGGUUCGUCAAUCCAUUCAAGUGUUUCUUCCACUUGGUGUGGCGAAGUUACAAGAAGUACAUCAUCAUCGCUUUGGUCUUGCUCAUCUCAGUUCUCUUCCUCUUCCUGCUGUUCUACACGCUGCCAGGAGCCAUUUCCCAGAAGAUAGUCAGUGGAUAAGACACACACACAGAGACUAUGUUCACACUGUAGUUGAGAACAUCCAUCAAAAUUGUAAAUGACUUGCGAUAAUGCAACUGCCCCUCCAAGCCCGACAAUAGAGGUUAUGACUGUGUAUGUCAUAAUAGGCCAGCAUGAACUCUUAUAUAUCGACAGCUCAUGUUAAAGUGACCAAGAGCAUUUUUUACAGCUUUUUACUGUUGCUUCAAAUAUGUGCCAAAAUGUUUGUUUUAAAAAGGAAAAAAAACAAAGUAUGUGUUUGUCACUAAUUUUUAAUGAUUUAUGUCUUACUUCAGUAGAACAAAGGGGCUUGAAGUUAAAAGCCAUUGUCAAGAAUGGAGAGACUAACUAGCAAAUUCAUUUUAGGUCUUCUUGUGGGAAUUAUUAACAAUAACAAAAAUCUAUAAUAUCGUAAGCCUACGCCUUUAAAGCAUAGGUUUGUAUCUUUUAAAGUGUAAAUACAAUAUCCGCAUGCCAUACGUAUGUACGUAUGUAGUAUGAAGGGAUGAUCACAGCAGCCAGUAACUCUUUAAAUGUACCACAGUGAAGUUUUAAACUCGACUUACAAAAAUCUGAACCUAUAUUUUUAAGCUUAUUUACAUUUUAUCUGUUAAGAAAGAGACAAGCUUUGUUAAAUGAAAGUUCAUCACAGUGCUUAUUUUUGCUGACAAUUUUAUUAGAAGUGAACACGGUAUUAGGCGUCUCAUGUUUUAUCUGCAAAUCAAUCUUUUGUAUAUUCUGGUCAAACUUACAUAAUGAGCAUUUUUUUCUUAGCAGCCUUCACGUUUUGGUAUGAAACAACUUUGCAAGUCAAUGUAAUACUUCUCAGGUAAUUUUCCUCGGAACACUUUAAUUUAAACUCCACAAUAAAGUGCAAUAACUACAAUCACUGUGUCCAAUAUUUACAAGACAGCCACAUGCACACUAAAAAAACAUGAUAAAUAUUCCCUGUUGCAAUAUAUUUUACACCCAGGAAGGGACAUAAAGGGGAAAAAUUAGGGUUGAAAGAAAACUACUUUUGAGAAAUCUUGCAAAUUUUUAGGUUAACGUACUAUCAAGUCAGUGGAAUAGAUUUCAUUUAAAAUUGAUCUCAGGUAUAAAUUCACACGAGUGAAACAACUGGAGAAUAGGGCUGGAUAUCACCACUGAUAUCC
Plectropomus leopardus (leopard coralgrouper) is the source of this 7021-nucleotide messenger RNA. Lineage: Eukaryota; Metazoa; Chordata; Actinopteri; Perciformes; Serranidae. The record is from RefSeq and is a predicted model, not a curated record.